AUGACAGGCAGGAAGGUUGUGGCGGUACGAGCGGAACGGGUGAGGUGCAAUUCGCGCGAGCUGUUUCCUCGCGGGGGCAAUCGCGCGGGGCAAGCGAUCAGCCUCCGCAUGCGGCCAUUCAAGCCAAAAUCGGCUGCUCAAUUGCCACAGAGAGACGUUGACGGCGGUCAAAUCCCGGACGGGGACCGGAUAUUGCAGCUGGGUUGCGUGUCGUGGCACAAGCAGAAGCCGCCGAUGAUUCAUUUGCCCGCAGAACGUGUUGCGCGCCAGAAGCCUGUGCGGGCGGGGCGUCUCUGCUGGGUCUGGAGUGCCUGGAAAUGGCGUGCUGUCUCGGUUGCCACAGCAGGGCUAGGUUACCGGCGACAUGAUGGAGGCGGCAGAGGAGCCUGCAGUACGGGACGGACUGAGAUGGACGGCGUCCGAUAUGGCGAAGGCCAGUCUGUUUCGCAGCUGUGGAUGAGCGGCAAGGAGCUACUGGACCCGAGAUAUGUCUUUGAUAGGUGGUCGAACCCUCGUGCAUCGUCAAAUCGGACGGAGGGAGAAGCCUGUGGGCCCUGCAUGAUUUUCCGCGAUGACCAGUAUCGAGCAUUGGCCGCGACCCUGCGCCCGCAAUCGAGAGGCGCUGCCCCUCGUUUGUUGAAGACCGCACGCAUGCAGACCAACUUGCCGUCGGCGCUCUAUCCACCGCGUCUCACGACGCCACCGCGCACUGUAUACCAAUGCCAGCCUUACGGCAUCCUCCCUCCCUUCUCGGUCGGAUCGCCUGCUCUGGGUCACACGUCCUACCAGGGCCGCCAGCCCUCCGCCAGCACCAGCGCCACCGGACCAUCCUACCCUCCGUCAGGCUAUGCCUAUGCCUUCACAUCCUCUGCGCCAGCUCCUGGCUUUCCAGGCCAUUCCGCAUGGCACUAUGCGCCAUCCGAUAAAAGUCGACCGCCCUCGGCCAGAUUUCCUCCACAACUCUCGUCCCGCAACAUGGCCAUUCCCUACUCUCAGUCCGGAGCCUCAGCGACGUCGCCAGUAGCAUCUAGCAGCCAUGAUAUUCAAGAAAUGGACGUGCCGCGUGAGAUCCCUUGCAGCGAAUCCCCCCCGCCGCCCCAGGACGUGCCUCAGGCUGCGGGGGGCAGUGCGGACAAGAAGAAGCAUCCCUGCUGGAUGUGCCAUAAACGCUUUGAUCGACCGUCCACCCUGAGAAAGCACCUGCUCGUUCAUACUGGCGAGAAAGCAUUCGCGUGCGAUACAUGCGGCCGGAGGUUCAGCGUGCAAUCUAAUCUUAAUCGACACGCAAAAAAGUGCCCGUCUCGUCCCGUCAAUGCGGCGUCGGCUGCCGCUCCUGCCUCCACCGCUAUCGCGUCCACGUCUGCAGCCGCCUCUGCAGGAGCCUCCCCCGUGUAUGCAGGCGUGGCGUCCGCAGCCUCUGCGCAGUCUGCGGCCGCACCUGCGGGGGCAGGCCCCUCAGGUGCUCCAAUAAUCCAAGAGGCCGGCGUCCCACAACUAGCCACCGCUCGCGGCCGCAAGCGCAAGGAGGUGCCCACUUCCGACGACGCCGCGGACCAGAUGUCGCAGACCAUCAUCGGCACCACUCCCGGCACCGCGAGCAAGGGCAAGCGCGUGCGCCGGGCACCGUCACCGUCGCACUGGAUCCCGGAGUCGCUCAAAAUGUUUGACCUGGCACCGACCACGAAGAGCACGCCCGUGCCCCUUUCGCCCGUUCGCCCGUUCAGCGAUCCGAAUGGGCGCGUCUGGGAGGAAAGGGACUCGUAUGACGAGAACGUUGCUCCGGCUCCGUACCACCCAUCUGGAUGGAAAGGAGUGCUCCCCGGCCCGGGUCUCAUGGGCAAAGACGUCGCGAAUACGAGCGGAGGGCGGCUGUUGAUUUUCGGACGCUGA
Messenger RNA from Postia placenta MAD-698-R-SB12, 1890 nucleotides. RefSeq lists its product as hypothetical. The coding region runs from base 1 to 1890 and encodes 629 amino acids. Gene Ontology annotation, biological process: regulation of transcription by RNA polymerase II; cell fate commitment. Lineage: Eukaryota; Fungi; Basidiomycota; Agaricomycetes; Polyporales; Adustoporiaceae. Gene Ontology annotation, molecular function: RNA polymerase II cis-regulatory region sequence-specific DNA binding; DNA-binding transcription factor activity; histone deacetylase binding. The transcript has 8 exons. The record is from RefSeq and is a predicted model, not a curated record. Gene Ontology annotation, cellular component: cytoplasm; nucleus.